Penicillium griseofulvum is the source of this 2169-nucleotide messenger RNA. RefSeq names its product transcription factor domain-containing protein. The transcript has 6 exons. Gene Ontology annotation, molecular function: DNA-binding transcription factor activity, RNA polymerase II-specific; DNA binding; zinc ion binding. NCBI's taxonomy places the organism in Eukaryota, Fungi, Ascomycota, Eurotiomycetes, Eurotiales, Aspergillaceae. The record is from RefSeq and is a predicted model, not a curated record. Bases 1 to 2169 code for a protein of 722 amino acids. Gene Ontology annotation, biological process: regulation of DNA-templated transcription; DNA-templated transcription.
AUGAUCAUUUGGGCGAAUGGUUUGCUCUGGUUCCCAGUCUAUAAAGCAUUCUACAUACUCUGUGGAAACUGGAACCCCGCCUCCUACCUGGUCGAGGAGGUGUGGAGUACGGCCUACCAAGAUAUUGGUGUCCUAGUACUAGUACGCCAAUUCAUUGUGGACCGCAUCAAAACCUGGAAAUGGUGGGUAAACCCUUGGUCCGAGAGGCAAGAAGAAGAACUAGCAGGUGACAGGCAGAAGGGGGUAGGGCCUGAACUUGGCAAGGUGGAGCAUGAACUUGCCAAAGACGACACAAAUAAGCUCGAUGAGCUGAAGCUUGAAGACAACGAUGUGAGGUGUGACUUUGCCACACAAGACCCUUGCACCAACUGCAAAAAAUCAGAUGUGGAGUGCAGACCAUAUACAAGAAAACGCAAGAGAUUCACCAACAGUCUCUCGCCAGGGCGAAAUGUGUCAAUCUCUGCCCCCUUGAGCCAGACACCGCGGGGCUCACAAGUUCCUCCUGAGUCACCAGAAGUGGCUUCACAGCGGAAUUCUUUGAGCGCGUCUGGGGUCAUUCCAAAUGUUCAAAAUGAAGCCAAUUCAGCUAAUAAUGAUCCCUUCAUUAAAGAAGAGAGCUAUCGUGGCCGCAGUGAAUAUCUCGGUGGCAGCGUCCCGUUUGAUGAAAAUAUGGUCAAACCCGGUCGCGAAACUACCUACACCAACCCCAAACCAUCAGCAACCGACUUGCAAAUGCUCCGCGAUCAGGGUGCCUUUGAAUUACCUCCAGUAUCUGUUCAAAAAGAGUUAAUGGCCAGUUUUAAUAUGCACUGUGCACCCUGGACACCGGUUGUGGACCCGAAAUGGCUGGAAGAGAGUGCGCCGCGAUCAAUGCUGCUUCUCCAGUCUGUCUUUCUCGCUGGAAGCAGAGUUUCUAAAGCUCAUUUAGACUAUGGGUCUAGUGAAGUGUUCUAUCGCCGAGCAAAGCUACUUUUCUUUUUUGGUGGUUGUGACGACCCUUUGAUUUCUAUUGUGGCCGCCUGCCUGCUGCAUUGGUAUAACCCGGUUGGGCCCGAAGAUGUCUCUACCGAUACCAGUGGUUUUUGGAUCCGAACAGCCGGGGCAAUGGCUUUUCAGAUUGGACUGCACAAAGAACCUGCGCCGAAUGCUCGAGAUCGGGGGCUUCGGAGAAGGCUGUGGUGGUCUCUGGUGGUGCGAGACAAUAUAAUCUCUGUUGGCGUAGGCCGACCACGAACUAUCAAUCUACGCGACAGCGAUGUGCUCCCACCAUCAAUUAAUGAUUUCCCCGUGAACAACUUCAAAUCUCAAUUAUUCCUAGCCUACUACACGAUAUGUCGGCUUCUGGGAGACACAGUCGAGUCCCAUCUCCGACAGGAAAUCUCUCGUCAAAGACAGGUCGAUCUUGAGAAUGCCGUCUACCGAUGGGCAAAACAAGUCGUUCCAAGGCUACGAUCAUCUGUCGCAGACCAAGACGAUCCGGCCAUCUGCAAUUUCGAAGUUCAACAGCUGAUGGUUAAGUAUUUCGUGGUCCUCACUAUUCUCCAUCGCUCUCCUACUCCAGGGAGCGUACCACCCGCAGCAUCUCUGGUCGCAUCUUCAUUCAUUGCCGGGAUUUACGAGGAAUUCCUGCUUCGCGACGAGCUUCGAUACCUGGGUCCUGUAUUCGCAUUCUAUCCACUAUGCGCUGGACUAUCACUUCUUUCUAGCUGUCGCUAUACCCACCUGCAGGGUACGGCCGAACAUGAAUUGACAGUCAUGAAACUCUCCCUUCAGAAGUUAUCUGAAAGAUGGCUUUCAGCGGUGGGACCAUUGCGUGCGCUGAACAAAUUGACCGAUAAAGUCCGAGAGCUCGGUCCAUUUGCGGGUUCGUCGCCUACUCUCGACCAAGAUGCAGCCUCUUUCUUCGAGGGAUUCGAUACGAAACUUUGCAAACAAUGGCAAAUCAUUGGACGAUCCUUAGAACCCACAGGGAACACUGGGAUCUCACCUACUUGCACUAUGGCGGAUAUUCAAGACCCUAAUGAUGCCCUUCGGUCCCUUGAUGCUCCGCACGGACAACAGGUGGAUUCUUACGAUUUUGCCUCCCCUGAUGUUAGUUUGGAUCCGUUCAGCAAUAACUGGGAAGGUGCUGGAUUUGACUGGAGUGGAUCCUGGCUACUCAAUGUAUGA